This is a messenger RNA of Psylliodes chrysocephalus, 5642 nucleotides long. The record is from the annotation of a GenBank genome assembly. Lineage: Eukaryota; Metazoa; Arthropoda; Insecta; Coleoptera; Chrysomelidae.
CUUUUUACUCUUGAUGAUAUGGAACAAAAAUUUGGACACGUCUGUUUUGUGACGUCUAUUUUUUAACUGUAAUAAAAUUGGUGGUGUGUCCGGUGGGCUCAUUUUUUGAUGUCAUUUUGCAUAUUUUUAACACGUUGGACCCCUAACAAUUUUGAUAAAGUGAAAUGGGGCAAAAAUUUCAGUAUGAUGAAAGUGGAGGAACAUUUUUCUAUUUCUUAUUGUCAUUUUUAGCUCUUAUUUUGAUUCCAGCGACGUUUUAUUACUGGCCGAAAAAGAAAAAAAGAGAUGUUGAAGAAGAUGUUAAACAAUGUAAAUGUCCAGGUUGUAUAUCAAAAAAAGAACACAUAAAAAAAUUGGAACCAUGGAAGGGUACCAAGAAUUUUUUAAUAAAAUUAAUAAUUAUAUUUGGAUGGGUUAUCCUAUUUUUAUUAGCUUAUAAGGUGUCUCAGUUCGAUUAUGAAAUGUCUAAUUUUGAUCCUCAUGAAAUACUGGGUAUCUCACUUGGUGCUAGUCAAUCUGAAAUUAAAAAAGCCUACAGAAAGUUGUCGCUAAUUUUACAUCCUGAUAAAGAUACUGGUAAUGAAAAGGAAUUCAUGAAAUUAACUAAAGCUUAUCAAGCAUUAACAGAUGAAGAGGCAAGGAGAAAUUGGGAAAAAUAUGGUAAUCCAGAUGGUCCAGGAGCUAUGAGUUUUGGCAUAGCCUUACCUUCUUGGAUAGUUGAGAAAGAAAACAGUGUAUGGGUAUUAGGAUUAUAUGCUCUUGUUUUUAUGGUUGCAAUGCCCAUAGUGGUUGGUACUUGGUGGUAUAGAAGUAUUAAAUAUACUGGAGAUCAGGUGUUAUUAGAUACAACACAUUUAUAUUUUCAUUACUUCAAUAAAACCCCUAAUGCUGCAAUAAAGCGGGUCAUCAUGAUUUUGGCCGCUAGCUGGGAAUUUGACAAAAAGAACAACUCGGAAAUCGUUGAGCGGCAGUCAGAUAAUGAAGAAGUCCCACAUCUAAUAAAAAAGCUACCAAAUCUGGGAGAGAAGAACAAAGAAAGACCUUUGUGUUAUUUGUAUAGUAUAAAAGCGCGUGCAAUCAUUCAUGCGCAUUUGAGUAGGAUUCCUUUAAAUCCCGAUACUCUAGAGCAAGAUAGAAGGUAUAUUAUUGGAAAAUGUCCAUUUUUAGUAAACGAACAAGUUAAUGCCGUCAAUGAACUGAUUAUUUUGGCAUACUCUAGACGAAUUCCAAGAUUACCACCUAUAGAAACUAUCGAGAAUUGCAUGAAACUUUCUCCUAUGAUUGUUCAGGGUCUUUGGGAAUUUAAAUCACCUCUUUUACAAUUGCCUUACAUUAACGACGAUAACCUCAAGUAUUUCAUGUCUAAAAAACGUCAGAUAAAGACUUUGCAACAGUAUGCCCAGCUGAAAGUCGAGGAGAGACGAAAUCUUCUUAGAAACUUGAGUGAUGACGAGUAUGAAAAUGUUAUGAGGGUACUAGGAAAAAUGCCUUUUAUCGAUUUUCAAAUACAAGUAGAAGUUAUGGAUGAUGAUAACCCAAACGAAGUAACAGCUGGAGCCAUUGUAACUGUUACUGUAGUUUUAAUUAGAAAAAAUAUGAGCACCCUUUUCGGAGAUGAACAAGCAAAAGUUUCUACAGAAAUAACAGAGAAUGGAACUGAUGAGGUUAAAGAAAUCGCAGGCGACACUGCUAGCGAGAAUAUCGUUAAAAGACCUGCAUGGUUAAAGCAAAAAAAGGGUGGUAAGAAAACGAAAAAAUCAAAACCAGUAAAUAAACAGGCGAACAGUACAUCGCUUAAAUCAAAGACUGAAGAUUCUCCAAAGCCAGUAGUAGCAAAGAAAAAAGAUACAUUAAUAAGAGCUAAAAGUAAAGAAAAGAAAGAAGAUGAAGAAGAUACCGAUGAAACGGAUGAAAGUGAUACUGAGAAUAUCGAGCAUCAUGAUAAAUCUUCAGGAGAUGAAGAUGCUAAUAAAUCAAAUGAAGAUGAUGAUCAGGAAUGGGAAAAGUUUAAAAAAAUCCACGGCAGAGAAAAAUCUUUAGAAGGUAGAUCAAAAGUAUCACAUUCCGUUCAUUGUCCGUACUAUCCGUAUGAAAAACAAGAGUACUGGUGGACAUAUAUAUGUGACAGAAAAUCGAGGACGUUGCUUACAGCACCUUAUCAUAUUACUAGUCUGGUUGAUAGAGAAACUGUUCAUCUAAAGUUUACGGCGCCUCAUUGGCCCGGUGUUUACACAUUCACCGUGUGCCUACGAUCAGAUUCCUACUUAGGUUUCGACCAGCAAAAAGAGAUCAAGUUGGACGUCAAAGAGGCCCCAGCGGAAAUCACGGAGCAUCCUCAAUGGGAAUUCGAGGAUUCCGAAGAGGAAGAUCCGGCUGAGACGAACGAUCGCGAAUCGGAGUACACGACAGACGAAGACGUACCGAUCGAUUAAAAAAGAGUCGAUAGAAUUUUAUUUAUUAUUAAUUUGAUAGUUGGUUGCCAAAAGCAGGGACUGAUCACCGCAUACCAAGAUAAAAACUCUACAAUCCUUUUGAUUAAAAUAUAUGAUUUAAAAGUGAUUAAUUUAUAGGUUAUAUAUAUUCUAGUUUCGGUUGUUUUCUGGAUGUUUUUUAAUAGUUUAUAAAAAAUUGAUAAUGUCCAGAAUAAAGUUGGGUAAAAGUAGAUAUUGGCAUUGGAUCUAGCUAAAAAUACCAAUAAUUUAUAUCAAAUAUUUAUGUUUAUUAAAUUAUAUUUGUAAUAAAAAAAUGAUCCAUGCUGUAAAAUUUGAAAUUUUAUUAAAUACAUUGUUUUUCUUUAUAUAAUGGUUUUAUUUUAACAAAAAAAUAAAUGUUUUGUCAACAGGAUCAUGGAAUUUUUAUCUUAGUUGGCUGGAGUAAUAAAAGGUUUAGGUUUAGUUCGAAGAUGUUUAAAUGAAAAAUAUAUAUACAGAGUCGGCAACCAGAAACAGUCCAACCUGAUAUGUGACAAUAAUUAUUAGAUACAAUGAAAAUAGUAACAGGUCGAUUUAUAAACAUUUUUUUAUGAUGUAGUUGUCUUUUACAUGACAACGCCCUCAUUUGUACUUCCUCAGCACCAUAUUUUUAAAUAGGGAUACAUAGAUGAUUGGUUUAUGGGAAAAUACUUUUUUAACAGACUUAAAAAAAAAGGAGGAGGUGCUCAAUUUGUCUUUUUUUACGUAUGUUCAGCGAUAAUUCUUUAUAACGUCCGAUUUCUGUGAUUAUUUUUUAAGAAAAAAAUGUUAAAAUAGUCUUAUUUAUGGCGAAUGGGGUAGAACUAUUGAUUAAAAAAUAUUUGCAGAGGCAAAUACUGUUAGUUCAGAGUCAAUCAAACAUUUUGAUAGCAGUUAAACCAAUUUUCGACUCCUGCUUUCAAUUUUACAUCUAUUUCAAGUUUACAAUUAUUUUUUUUUGCAUACAUACAUAAAAAUCAUCAGAUCCAAAAUCUAAAAAAAUCAACCAAUACAAAUCUUACUUUGCUGCAAUUUAAAUCAUCACAGAUGGGUUCAAAGUUUUCUAAAAACAGAAUGGCUGCUAUUUGGUACUUGAUGAACGAUCGACAUAACCUAUUAACCAUUUAAUAUAGCAUAUUAUUGCGGAGUUCCUCAUAAAAAUGAUAUGCAGCACAUCUAUGUAUUUCAGCACAUUUGUUUACCUAAUUACAGUCGUCUAUCGCGGUGGACUGUUUUCAGUAGCCCACUCUGUAUUCAAUUUUUUUUACAUAUUUGUAAUAAUUUUUUUUUUAAAGAAAAUUUUUUGAAGACAUUUAAUUUUGUUGAUAUAUUUAAAUAUUUUAUUACAAUUUAAAAUUAUUUUUAUAUACGUUGUGUCGCUAGUAUUCGAUGAAAUUAACUGGAACAUUUUCAGAAUUUUAGAUGAUUUAUUUGGUUCAAAUGAAUAUUAAUCGAAAUAAAGAGAGAUGGUUUUCCAAUUAACAAGGUGAAGAAGCAUUUAUUAGGUCGAUGAAUUAAUUUUUAAUAUUAUUUUUUUUAUAAUAUCGUCUUUUUUCAAUAAAUGGAUAGUGAAGAGAGGAAAAGAUUUGCAAAUAAAAAUUUUUUAUUUCAACCUAAGAGAUUGUGAGACAAACUGAAUUUCUAUACUAUUUGUAAUAAAUAUUUUGGUUAUGUGUUGUUCAAUUUUUAUGAUAUGCACAAUCAGAACACUUGGUAAGAAUGCAAUGUUCCAGUAUGUAAAAAAUGUUCUUUUGUCUUGAUUAAAUCAUGACUAUACAGACAGGUAAGCUGCUUAACUUCCUAAACUGAAGGCUUCUUCUACAUCUCUUGCAAAUGUAAAUUUGGAGUGAUCCAGAAAAUGUUUUUAAAGUAGAUAUUGAAAAAAAUUCACACAUCGGAGCAUACAAUUCAGUUUACAUAUUAGUUUGGAUUUAAAAAACAACUCGUAUCUAUCUUGGUCGUUAAGGCCUUCUUUAGAAACAUUUUUUGUUAAUCACUCUUUUUAUUUGAAUCGUUUGUUAUGGAAACCAAAUGAAAUAUAAUAAACAACACCUUAAUAGUAGUGAGUAAUUACCUUUCGAAUUGAGUCAUUAAGUCCUAGUUUAUCUGAAAAUUGGUGCCAAAGUAAUGUGAGCAAAAACAGAUCAUUGCCUUUACACACCUUUUAAAAAAUAAAUAAAUAAUUUUGUGGAAUCUUAAUUGAAUAGCUCAAAGUAUCAGCUAUAUCCAGUUUAUAUUCUCAAAAUCAAUGAAAACAAAACUUAUUGAAAAUGCACAUUACUGUUUAUUGCAGACUGAUUUAAAUGUGAUAAUUAAUUUUAAAACUAGUAGAUGGUAACAAGAAAUAAACACAAGGUUAUCUUAAUUAUUGCUACAAGAAGAAUUGAUAGAUGAAGAAAAAAUAAAGAUUGACUAAAAAAAAUACUUAAGUAUGGUAUUUGACCCAUUCUAGUAGCGUUUCUUUUUUUGAUUUAUUAGUUAAUCAUACAAAACGAUGUGUAUGGUGAACAUUUUUUGUUAUAGGUUCAAGAGUAUUGGGAGAAAACUCAAAUAUCCAUAAGCCCAAAGAUGUAUCUUCACCAUUAAAUGAUGACGAAUUAGUUUCCAGAAUGCAGGAAUUUUUCAAAUAAUGCAGCAUUGUAUUAAAGUGAAAUCGAAGUUUGAUCAUCUGGCAGUAAAAUUUUGUGCCGGGAACCUGUACGAGAAUUUUUAUUCAGCGAGACAGAAAUUAGGAGAAGAAACAUCACUUCCUGGAAGUAACUUCAAUUUUAUUAACUCCAAUUGUGUUAAUUGUAUUCAAUAUAAUCUUUAAAUUUAUGUUGUAAUGAUAAAUGAUAAACUGUGUGCUUUUUUUGGUUUUUAAAAGUCAGGCAUUGAUGUCGAAAAUCUGCAGCUGUUAUUUUUAAUUUUGAUGAACCGUUAAAUGAAAUUAGUGCCCUUAUAGAUAGUCUUGAACAUUUAAAAGACCUGCUAGUGAUGUAUAUGGUAAAUAAUGGUAAAUAUAUAUAUCAAAAAUUAGAAAAGAUAUUUGUUCGCUAUGGCUUCUUAAUUUUCAUUAAAUAAUUUGAGUUUUUCUUAUUAAUAUCAGAUCAAUAGCUUCUCUUUAUAAUUUAAAGGAAUAAGGAAUCCUCAUGACAUGAUAUUUAGAAACACCCUAUAAUAUAUUCUUUAUUGUGUAUGUUUUGUUUAAAU